UGUUUUCCUGAAGCCUAAAAGUGAUGAUUCCUCUGGUUUUCUGAAGGCCUCUAUCUUUCUUAUCCCUCUCUCAUUUGACCCGAGGGCUAAAUUUGGAGACCUUCUCGAACCCUAAUCGGUUAAUUGACCCUCUCGGAAAAUCUCCCAGAAGAUGCAGAAUCCCAGGCUGAAGCAGCAGCAAGCUCUUAUGCAACAAGCUCUUAUGCAACAACAGUCUCUCUACCACCCUGGCCUCUUAGCUGCUCCUCAGAUUGAACCAAUUCCAAGUGGAAAUCUGCCUCCUGGUUUUGAUCCAAGUUCUUGCCGCAGUGUGUAUGUGGGGAACAUUCAUCCACAGGUAACAGAGUCGCUGCUUCAGGAACUUUUUGCAAGUAAUGGUCCAGUUGAAGGUUGUAAACUUAUUAGAAAAGAGAAGUCAUCCUAUGGAUUUGUUCACUAUUUUGAUCGUAGAUCAGCUGCUCUUGCCAUAUUAUCUCUCAAUGGAAGGCACUUGUUUGGUCAGCCGAUCAAAGUUAACUGGGCAUAUGCUAGCGGGCAGAGAGAGGAUACAUCAGGUCAUUACAACAUAUUUGUUGGUGAUCUUAGUCCUGAGGUUACUGAUGCUACAUUGUUUGCUUGCUUUUCCGUCUACCCCAGUUGCUCAGAUGCAAGGGUUAUGUGGGAUCAGAAAACUGGACGAUCAAGAGGGUUUGGAUUUGUUUCAUUCCGUAAUCAACAGGAUGCACAAGGCGCUAUAAAUGAUUUAACUGGUAAAUGGCUUGGUAGUAGACAAAUACGCUGCAACUGGGCAGCAAAAGGUGCUGGUUCUAGUGAGGAUAAACAAAGUUCAGAUGCUAAAAGUGUCGUUGAACUCACAAAUGGCUCAUCUGAAGAUGGUAAAGAGACAAGUAACACUGAUGCCCCAGAGAAUAAUCCUCAAUAUACUACUGUCUAUGUGGGAAAUCUUGCACCAGAGGUAACCCAGCUUGAUCUCCAUCGCCACUUUCAUAAUCUUGGGGCUGGUGCGAUAGAGGAGGUUCGAGUCCAGCGUGAUAAAGGGUUUGGUUUUGUGAGGUACAGUACUCAUGCUGAAGCAGCAAUGGCUAUUCAGAUGGGGAAUGCCCAGUCUUUUCUCCUGGGUAAACAAAUUAAGUGCUCCUGGGGGAGCAAGCCCACUCCUCCUGGAACUGCUUCAAAUCCUCUUCCACCACCUGCUGCUGCUGCUGCACCUAUGCCUGGCUUCUCUGCUUCUGAUCUUCUGGCCUAUGAGCGUCAGCUAGCAAUGAGCAAGAUGGGUGGUAUCCAUGCCCUGAUGCAUCCCCAAGGGCAGCAACCUCUUAAACAGGCAGCACUCGGAGGAAGUCAGGCAAUUUAUGAUGGGGGGUUCCAGAAUGUUGCUGCACAACAAAUGAUGUACUACCAGUGAUACAUAAAGGGGUUAUCGUUAUAUGGUUUAAUGCUUUCUCGUUUUCUUUUUUCCGUACAGUAGUGUGGUUGUCGGCUCCACCAUAAUUAGAUAUGGUAAUCUAUAUGGCUCUGUAUCAUCAUGUAUGCAGUUCUAUUAUUAGUAGUGAUGAGUGGUCAAAUAUUGAGGCUGUUGAAAUUUUCUCUUCCCUGUCUACCCUUAUUUGGGGGUGUUGGUGAUUUAUCCAACGUAAUUAAUAUUCAUGUACAUCGUGUGACGUUUUCAACCUCA
This is a messenger RNA of Prosopis cineraria, 1675 nucleotides long. RefSeq names its product oligouridylate-binding protein 1B-like. The coding region runs from base 152 to 1405 and encodes 417 amino acids. Gene Ontology annotation, molecular function: mRNA binding. The record is from RefSeq and is a predicted model, not a curated record. Lineage: Eukaryota; Viridiplantae; Streptophyta; Magnoliopsida; Fabales; Fabaceae. The transcript has 12 exons.